GGUGCUGUCUGUGACAGAGAGUGGUUUGUUUUGACAACACUCGAACACUGAGGAUGAUGGGUAAUUUAAAUAAUAAUUUAUUAUUGUAAUGGUAAUUGACUAAUUGGGAAAUGGUAAAAAUGUGAUAAUAGUAUUGUGAUAGUGUUCAAUUGUGUUAAGAACUUGUGGUUUUUAAUGGAAUUUGUCGAGAGCAGUCAAAAAGUUUUUUUAUUUUUCAUGUUGUUUAGGAACCAAACUACGAAUAUGUGAUUUUAGAAUCGACAAUUACCGAUUUAUAAUGAUAAAUUUCAGGACACAUACAGUCUCAGUGUGAGAGUUGUUUUCUUAUUUUCAUUGUCAGGUUUUAUAUGUUUCCUACAUAGGCUUGAAAAGAAUAUGUGCAUUUACUACAGCAAAUAAAAAAUCAGUAUAAUUUUUUAUUCCAACCUAGUCUCACUUGAGAAUUGUUCACAAAAAUGGCCAGACCUCUACCAAGCCAGCAAAAGUUGGCUGAAAAACUAUGUAUAAUUAAUGACAGAGGGAUUGGCAUGCUUACACGGAUUUAUAACAUCAAAAAGGCAUGCGGAGAUGUGAAGUCGAAACCAGCUUUUUUGUCUGACAAAUCUCUGGAAUCUUCGAUCAAAUACAUCGUCAGGAAAUUUCCUCACAUCGAUUUGAAAGGGCUUCAAGGUGUAAACCAACUUCGAAGUGAAAUUAUAAAGUCGUUGUCAUUGUAUUACUAUACUUUUGUGGAUCUAUUGGAUUUUCGUGACAAUGUUUCGGAAAUUUUGACCACUAUAGAUGCCUGUAAAAUUCAUCUUGAUAUUACCCUGAAUUUUGAACUGACAAAAGCUUACUUGGAUUUGGUGGCCACUUAUGCUACAUUGAUGAUACUGUUAUCCAGAGUUGAAGACAGAAAAGCGGUGCUCGGGCUAUUCAAUGCUGCACACGAAAUGGUUCAUAGUCAAGGCGAUGUUCAUUUCCCAAGAUUGGGUCAAAUGAUUACCGAAUAUGAACAUCCAAUGAAAAAGUUGUAUGAAGAAUUUCAACCACAUGCCGAGCUUCUUCAUAAUGCGCUUUUGUCUGUUUGGCCGGUUUAUAUUGCGCGAAAUAUACCAGCUGACAAAUGGAGAUCGGAUCAGAAAUUGAGUUUAGUUGGAAAUCCAAGUCAGCUGUUGAAACCCUCUCACACAGAGACAAUGUCCUGCGAAUACUUAUCUUUGGAAACUAUAGAAAGAUGGAUAAUUUUUGGCUUCAUGCUGUGUCAUCACAAGCUAAACAAAGAGCAGUCGAACAAAUUGUGGUUAAUGGCGCUGGAAAACAGCUGGGUUGUCACGUUAUUUCGUGACGAGGUCAUCUACAUUCAUGCAUACAUUCAAACCCUGUUUGAUGGUAUUAAAGGAUAUGGGAAACGUGUAUCUGAAGUCAAAGAUUGCUAUAAUCAAGCAAUUCAGAAAGCGACAUACAGACACCGGGAGAGAAGGAAAUUCCUCAGAACUGCUUUGAAAGAGAUGGGCUUGAUCUUCACUGAUCAACCAGGGCUUCUUGGGCCCAAAGCUUUAUUGAUAUUCAUUGGACUCAGCUUCGCCAAGGAUGAAGUAUAUUGGCUGUUGAGGCACAAUGACAAUCCACCUCAACAAAAAAACAAAGGCAAAAUAGCAGAGGAUCUUGUCGAUAGGCAGUUGCCUGAAUUGCUUUUCCACAUGGAGGAAUUAAGAGUUCUUGUGAGAAAGUACAGCCAAGUAAUUCAGCGAUAUUACGUGCAAUACUUGUCGGGAUUUGAUGCAAUAGCUUUAAAUAAAAUGAUGCCCAACAUGGCCGUAUGUCCAGAAGAUGAGAAUAUAAUCUUGUCAUCAAUCUAUAAGGGUAUUUCAAAUCUGUCUGUCAAACAAGUUGAAGACAAUGAUUUAUUCGAUUUCCGAGCUUUGAGAUUGGACUGGUUCCGCUUGCAGGCUUAUACAUCAGUCAGUAAAUCCCCAAUAUCACUGAAGAACAAUAAAGAUUUGGCCUCACUUCUUGAUACUAUCAUGUUUCAUACAAAAAUGGUCGAUUAUCUUGAUGAAAUCGUUAUCGAAACGUCUGAUCUCUCAAUUUUUUGUUUCUACAGUAAAAUAUUCGAAGAUCAAUUUCAUAUGUGUUUGGAGUUUCCUGCUCAAAAUAGAUAUAUCAUUGCAUUCCCAUUAAUUUGCAAUCAUUUCCAAAAUUGCACACAUGAGUUAUGUCCUGAAGAGGGUGUGGAAAGAUUAUCUGAUGAUUUUCUGUACCGCGCCAUUGAGCAAAUAUGUGGAGGCGGUAGGUGGGUGGAGAGACAUCAUAUCAGAGAACGUAGUCUGUCUGUGGUCAAUAUGUUUUUGGAUGAAAUGGCAAAAGAAGCUAAAAAUAUAAUUACGACCAUAUGCGAUGAACAGUGCACCAUGAGUGAUAAGCUUUUACCGAAACAUUGUGCAGUUCUUAUUUCUCAAGUGGUCAAUCGUAAAAGGAAAGAUAAGAACAAGAAGGUAACCCCUGAAAUUGCCAAGCCUGGGGUCGAAAGUUAUCGUAAAACAAGAGAAGAUCUUACUACAAUGGAUAAACUACACAUGGCUUUGACUGAACUGUGCUUUGCUCUGAACUAUUGUUCUACUAUUAAUGUGUGGGAGUAUACAUUUUCCCCUCGAGAGUAUCUACAUCAGCAUUUGGAGAACAGAUUUUCUCGUGCUCUGGUAGGAAUGGUUAUGUUCAACCCAGAUACCAGUGAGAUCGCUAAACCCUCUGAGUUAUUGGCCAGUGUUCGGGCUUACAUGAAUGUUCUGCAAACUGUUGAAAACUAUGUUCACAUAGACAUCACACGAGUAUUUAAUAACGCGCUCUUACAACAGACUCAACAGAUGGACAGUCAUGGAGAUAAAACCGUGGCCGCUCUUUACACCCAGUGGUAUUCUGAAGUUCUGCUGCGGAGAGUGAGCGCCGGAAACAUUUGUUUCUCACUGAAUCAACGAGCCUUUGUGAGCUUGACGGCAGAGGGUGCUAUUCCAUUCAACGCAGAAGAGUUCUCAGACAUUAAUGAGUUGCGGUCUCUGGUCGAAUUGAUUGGGCCAUAUGGUAUAAAGCUAUUGAACGAAACCUUGAUGUGGCAUAUUGCAAGUCAGGUUCAAGAAUUGAAGAAAUUAGUUGCUGGAAACAAAGAGGUUCUUAUUGCUCUAAGAACAAAUUUCGAUAAACCAGAAAUCAUGAAGGAACAGUUUAAGAAACUUCAACAUGUUGACAAUGUUCUUCAAAGAAUGACGAUUGUUGGGGUUAUUUUGAGUUUUAGACAGCUAGCACAGGGUGCUCUGGUUGAUGUCUUGGAACAAAGAAUUCCUUUUCUCCUAAGUUCAAUAACGGACUUCAGACAUCACGCUCCAGCUGGAGAUUUAAUGGCUGUCAGUGAGAUGGCAUCAGCCGCAGGCUUGCCAUGUAAAGUUGAUCCCACCUUAGCCUCCGCUCUUCGAAACCAAAAAAGUGAAAGUCACGAAGAGGAGCACCUGUUGUCCUGCCUGUUGAUGGUUUUCGUGGCAGUUUCCAUUCCAAAAUUGGCCAGAAACGACAACUCGUUCUACAGGGCGUCGCUCGAAGGACAUUCCAAUAACAUACAUUGUAUGGCGUCUGCGAUAAAUAAUAUUUUCGGAGCUCUGUUCACAAUCUACUCGCAGGGUGACAUUGAGGACCGGAUGAAGGAGUUUCUGGCCUUGGCGUCGUCAAGUUUAUUGAGACUGGGUCAAGAGGCCGAUAAAGAAAUAAUCAAAAAUCGCGAAUCAGUUUAUCUAUUACUUGAUCAGAUUGUUCAAGAAUCACCCUUCCUAACAAUGGACUUACUGGAGUCUUGCUUCCCAUAUGCACUAAUUCGAAAUGCUUAUCAUGCUGUUUAUAAACAAGAGCAUUCCCAUUCGUAAACACAUCAGCAUUCACUCUGCUUCAACUUCAAAAGAUUAUUUACAUUGUUAAGAUUAUACAGAGCUUAUUUAUUGAAUGUUCAUCAAUGUUGUAAAGAUUAUAAGAGCUUCUAUUUAUUAAAUGUUGAUCUUCAUUGUAUAGAUUAUAAGAGCUUCUAUUUAUUAAAUGUUGAACUAUAUUGUAUAUUUUAAUUCAUAAGAAUGAAUUUUCUAUGUUAUUAAAUUGUCUGUCGAGUGUCGAUACUA
Nilaparvata lugens (brown planthopper) is the source of this 4136-nucleotide messenger RNA. Its product is annotated as membrane-associated protein Hem. The record is from RefSeq and is a predicted model, not a curated record. Lineage: Eukaryota; Metazoa; Arthropoda; Insecta; Hemiptera; Delphacidae. Gene Ontology annotation, biological process: cell morphogenesis; neuron projection morphogenesis; cell projection assembly. The coding region runs from base 456 to 3890 and encodes 1144 amino acids. The transcript has 21 exons. Gene Ontology annotation, cellular component: SCAR complex.